Messenger RNA from Triticum turgidum subsp. durum (durum wheat), 2853 nucleotides. Lineage: Eukaryota; Viridiplantae; Streptophyta; Magnoliopsida; Poales; Poaceae. The record is from the annotation of a GenBank genome assembly.
AUGCUGCCCUUGUAUAUCUGCUCUGCUAUCUUCACAUUAUUAUAUUUCGCACAUGUGCAGCAACCGACGGCUGCACAGAUCACAGCACCAUGGGAAGUCAAUGCUUUGAGAGCUAUAAGAGGCAGCUUGAGUGAUCCAAAUGGAUUUCUCAACAACUGGAACCGUGGAGAUCCAUGCGUCGCGAAUUGGACCCGUGUUAUCUGUUACAACGUAACAGCAAAAGAUGAUGGUUACUUCCAUGUGCAAGAACUGCAGCUUCUACGGUUGGGUUUAUCCGGGACUUUAGCUCCUGAGCUUGGCCAGCUUUCCCGCAUGAAAAUUAUGGAUUUCAUGUGGAACAAAAUCACUGGGAGCAUUCCUAAGGAGGUCGGCAACAUUACUUCUCUGGAACUAUUGCUCGUAAAUGGGAACCAGCUGUCUGGUUCUUUACCAGAUGAAAUUGGCCUCCUUCCUAAUCUUAACAGGAUUCAGAUUGAUCAGAACAAUAUAUCCGGACCCAUACCUAAAUCAUUCGCUAACCUGAACAAGACCAAGCACUUUCACAUGAACAACAAUUCAUUGAGUGGUCAGAUUCCACCUGAAUUGUCAAGGUUACCUUCACUUGUUCACAUGUUGUUGGAUAACAAUAACCUAUCGGGCUAUCUCCCUCCAGAAUUAGCGCAGCUACCGAAACUGCUCAUCAUCCAGCUAGACAAUAACAACUUCUCGGGAAGCUCGAUUCCUCCAUCUUAUGGCAAUAUCACCACACUUCUGAAAUUGAGUUUGAGGAACUGCAGCUUGGAAGGCCCUGCUCCUGAUGUCAGUGGAAUACCGCAGCUUGGCUACUUGGAUGUUAGUUGGAAUCAGUUGACGGGUCCCAUACCAUCCGGCCAACUAGCAAGCAACAUAACUACAAUAGAUUUUUCCCACAACCGUCUUAACGGUUCUAUUCCUGCAAGUUUCUCCGGCCUUCCUAAUCUACAAAGACUGUCAUUGGACAAUAAUAACUUGGAUGGCUCUGUUCCAUCUGAUGUUUGGCAAAAUAUCGAUUUCAGUGGAAACAGAACCCUGAUAUUGGAUUUCCACAACAACGGUCUCACGAAUCUGUCAAAUCCUCUUACGCCCCCUGCUAAUGUUACCAUCCUGUUAUCUGGAAACCCCGUAUGUCAAUCCCAGAACCAACUGAACAUAGCUCAGUAUUGUCAAUCAACUCCAGAAGUUACCGCCGAAGGAGGCUCCAUAGAUAACAGCACACUUUGUGCGCCAUGCGCAACCGACUUUCCUUUAGAAAGCGUACUCAAGGCUCCAAAUCCAUGUUCAUGUGGCGUUCCACUGUACGUCGAUUAUCGGCUGAAGAGUCCAGGAUUCUGGGAUUUUGUUCCCUAUGAAGCGCAGUUUCAGGAGUACCUGUCGUCGGGGCUCUUUCUCAACUCGUACCAGCUGGAAGUUACCACUUUCAUGUGGGAAGAAGGCCCAAGGCUGAAGAUGACGCUGAAGCUGUUCCCAAACAACACCAUUCUUUUCAAUUCGCGUGAAGUGGAGAGACUGAGAUACAUGUUCACAGGGUGGCUCAUCGCGGACUCGGAUAUAUUUGGGCCCUAUGAGCUUAUCAACUUCAACCCAGGGUGGUAUGAGAACGUACUGUCGCGUGGUACAAAGAAAAGUCUCAGUACAGGUGCCAUUGUUGGUAUUGUCAUCGCAGCAUUUGCUGCAGCGGCAGUUCUGUCAUCACUCAUUACUCUCAUCAUAUUGAGAAGGCGUUCAAGACAGUUUUCAAAGAAACGCACCGCGAAAAGGAUUCCGAUGAAAAUUGAUGGCGUGAAAGACUUCACUUUCGAAGAAUUAUCAAACUGUACAAAUGAUUUCAGUGAGUCGGCACUAAUUGGUCAAGGAGGGUAUGGAAAAGUAUACAGGGGGGUGUUGGCUGAUGGAAAAGUAGCAGCAAUAAAACGUGCACAGGAGGGAUCUCUUCAGGGUUCCAAGGAGUUCUUCACGGAGAUAGAAUUGUUGUCCAGGCUGCAUCACCGAAACCUCGUUUCUUUGCUUGGCUAUUGCGACGAAGAGGAUGAGCAGAUGCUGGUGUACGAGUACAUGCCAAAUGGUACUCUACGUGAUCAUCUUUCAGCAGCUAAAGCUAGAGAGUCUCCAAGUUUUCCCAUGAGGCUACGAAUCGCACUGGGAUCAUCACGGGGCAUCCUGUAUCUGCACACGGAAGCCGACCCUCCGAUAUUCCAUCGCGACAUCAAGGCCAGCAACAUCUUACUGGACUCCAAGUUUGUAGCCAAGGUUGCUGAUUUCGGCCUGUCGCGGCUGGCUCCGCUGCCAGACACAGAGGGGAGCGCCCCUGGCCACGUGUCCACCGUCGUCAAGGGCACUCCAGGUUAUCUUGACCCGGAGUAUUUCCUGACGCACAAGCUGACGGACAAGAGCGACGUGUACAGCCUGGGCGUGGUGUUCCUGGAGUUGCUUACAGGGAUGCAGCCAAUUUCUCAUGGGAAGAACCUUGUGAGGGAGGUUGUGGCGGCGAACCAGUCGGGGAUGAUCCUGUCGGUGGUGGAUCUGCGGAUGGGGGCCGUGCCGGGGGAGUGCGUGGAGCGGUUCGCCGCGCUGGGGCUGCGGUGCUGCCGGGACGAGACGGACGCGCGGCCGUCCAUGGCGGAGGUGGUCAGGGAGCUGGAGACCAUCUGGCAGAUGACGCCCGACAUGGACGGUGUGCCCUCGGAGUCGGUGGCCAUGGACCCCACCCACACGCCAGCGUCGUCGUCGACAGCAACCGGGUCUCGGACGGGCAACGAGCAGUACGACAUGUCGACGUCGGACGUGUCUGGCAGCAACCUUCUGAGCGGCGUGGUGCCCAGCAUCAACCCUCGCUGA